AUGCUUCGGUUUCGGCAAAUGACAGACCGCUUUGAAGAGAUAUCACCUGCCCACCGUAGUACAUUCGACUGGAUCUUUCAGCAUGAAGAAUGUUCAUGGGAUAGCUUCGCUGCAUUUCUGAGCAGCAGCUUAGAGAAACCAUACUGGACUUAUGGCAAAAUGGGUUCUGGAAAAUCUACGCUCAUAAAGUUCAUUUCAGAUCAUCCAAAUACCUUGCUGAAGGCAUUGCUGGAAUGGGCUGGAACAGAGGAACUCAUCAUAGCCCCGUUUUUCUUUUGGAAUUUGGGUACCCCUCUGCAAAAGUCACACAAAGGAUUACUACGCUCGCUUCUCCAUGCUGUCUUGGGAAAACAUCCGGGCUUGAUCAAAGAGGCAUUUCCUACAAUCUGGAAGGACUGGAAAGACACAGAUGUCGAUUAUGACUUCUCUCUCGUGGAACUAAAAGGGGCAUUCUCAAAGCUUCUAGCAGCACCCUCAAAUAGUCUGAAAAUAUGUCUUAUAAUCGGUAAGACACUUUUCCCGCAUUUAUUUUAUUGUGUUCUCAAGAAAUCCAAAAUACUGCAAGACAGUUGGGCGAAACUCUGGACACACCUAGGUUAGAAAAGGAUACUAUUCUAAGAGUCUCGUAUCAUGAAGACGGUUCUCCGAGCCAUUUAGGAUAAUUGAAAUAAACAUAUCUCCAUUAACCUAAUUGAGUUAGGACAAUUAAGGUAAUUGUUCUAGGAUUUCUAGUAGAAUGUGGUUUUAUAUGUGUGUCCAGAGUUUCCCCCAACUGUCUCACCUUAUUCGCCCCUCUAGAGAUUUUCGCAACUACACGUUUUUUCUGCUGAUUCCAAAGGGGUUUUUUAGACGGCAUUGAUGAAUUUGAAGGCUGCCAUGAAGAUUUAUCCAUAUUUUUAAAAGGGCUCUCUCUAUCGCGGCUGAAACUGAUCAUCUCUAGCCGUCCAAUACAAUCAUGCGUUUCUGUAUUCGAGGGAUGCCCAAAAUUACGCCUACAAGAUCUCACCAAAAAUGACAUCAAUCUUUACAUCCACGGCAAUCUUGAUACAGAUCCCAAUAUGGCUCAUCUUCAACGCAAAUCCCCCCAGGAUGCGCUGAUAUUGAUCGAAGAGAUCAAACAAAAAGCUGAUGGCGUGUUUCUGUGGGUCAAGCUGACGCGUCGUCAGACUCUUGAUACAAGAAUUACGUGCUACCGAUACAGUUUCUGA
Molecule: messenger RNA, 1208 nt
Organism: Hymenoscyphus albidus
Lineage: Eukaryota; Fungi; Ascomycota; Leotiomycetes; Helotiales; Helotiaceae
Source: the annotation of a GenBank genome assembly